AUGAAACCUAAAUUGAUUCUCUCUCUGCUAUCUCUAAGCAUGAAUUGUCAAUUUUCAGUUGUUGGUGCUAUGAGUUCCAACAAGAAGAGUGUGAUAAGUGAUCUAUCAAAUGAGUUGGUUUCCACCAUCUUGUCGAAUCUGCCAACAAAAGAAGCUGUAGCUGUGUGCUUUCUCUUGCGGAAAGGAGCUUGGAGGAAUAAAAUGGUGGAUUUAUCAAGGCUGGAGUUUUAUUUUGAUAAUGAUCAAGAGGAACACAGUUUUGUGAGAUUUAUCAACACCUUUUUGAUGCUGAGAGGACCAAGUAAGCUAGAUAGCUUCUCUCUAACUAUUCACAAUGGGAUGCAAGAGGAAGGAGUGCAAGAAGAAGAAGUGCAGGAAGAAAGGUUGGAUAGUGAUGUGGUAAAUCAUUGGAUACACUAUGCAUUAGAUAAUGGAGUUGAAAGUCUGGAAAUUAGGAUCCAUGAAAUUCUAGAAGUCUUUGAGCUGCCUCCAAGAGUAUUGCUGCAGGAUUCUCUUGUUGAUCUCAAAUUAGGUGCUAGCAUAGGCAGUAUUAGCAUAUAUGGGAAUCAUGAGAUUGUUCUUCCAAAAUUGAAGAAAUUGUGCCUUGCUGAUAUUGGAUUUGGAGACAGUGCAAUGUUUGCCAGCCUGAUUUCAAAUUGUCCUGUGCUUGAAGAACUGCUGAUAGAAGACAUGAAGUGGCAAACAUGGGAAGCUUGUGUUGUGAGGAGCAAGACUUUUGUGAUUGGAAUAAGUGGAGUUCGAAAACUUGAGGUGUCUGAGAACACGAUAGAGGUUCUUGACUUAAAGCGUGGAUCAAUACCGCAGUUCAUGAACUUGACUCAGCUGCAGAUCAAGAGUUUUGAGACCAUGGGCUGGGGAUCUGUUCCAGAACUUCUCAGAAACUGUCCAAGUUUAGAAGAACUCAUCUUCCACGGACUCUUCCACAUGACUGGAGAUGGAUGUGGUGAUUAUCAUAGAGACUCCCUCUUGCCUGCUAACAUCGCCAGUGAAAGUGCUGAAGAUUUACUUGAAGGCAAAGCUUCGAUAAACGUCGCAAUAAGCGUAGAGUCCGCUUAA
This is a messenger RNA of Thlaspi arvense, 1077 nucleotides long. The record is from the annotation of a GenBank genome assembly. Lineage: Eukaryota; Viridiplantae; Streptophyta; Magnoliopsida; Brassicales; Brassicaceae.